AUCGCGGAGGUAAAUCUAAGAAAGGUGGAGACUUCGGGAUAACUUCCUGCACAGUACUCUCAAGAAUCAUACCUCAUACUUAAACAACAGGCCGACAACAAAACCAAGUCGAAUGGAUUAGUAACGCAAAUAAACUCUCUAACAAGCACUUCUCCCUCACGAUUCCACGCAUAAGUAGGAUUUAACGCUAGCAUCCAGCCUGCUAGCUACCAUCAGCUACCAGGACGGCAGAUUGAACACACCAGAUCAAGACGCUUUCGUAUCGAAGGACAGUAUGGUCGAGGUGGUGGUGGAGCAUGAGUAUGAAGCCCUCCAAGAAGAUGAGUUGACCCUCAGGCUCGGAGAUGUGAUCAGAAACGUGCGACGAAUUGAGGAAGAGGGAUGGAUGGAAGGAGACCUCAACGGGAAACGAGGCCUUUUCCCGGACAACUUUGUAAAGGAGGUGAAAAAAGAUGAUCCAAAGUCCAAAGAGGAGUCAAAGGAGACUAAAGAAAAGGAAGUGAAAGUCGAGAAUCCGAUACAGCGGCGAGCAUCAGGGAAUGUAGCGAGCCUGGUACAGAGGAUCAGUACCUAUGGCAUCCCGGCAGGAGGAAUUGGCUUGCCACCCCAAUCUCAACCCCGAGCCUCAAAAAAGAAGCUCAAGAAGCGUCAGUGCAAAGUCCUGUUUGAUUAUGUGCCUCUGAAUGAAGACGAGCUGGAACUGAAGGUUGGAGAUAUCAUUGACAUCACUGAGGAGGUUGAGGAGGGCUGGUGGAGCGGAAGCAUGAAUGGGAAGUCUGGACUCUUUCCUUCCAACUUUGUCAAAGAAAUAGAAUCAACUGAAGACACCGAGACGAGCAAUGUAACAGACGAGCCAGAUGGCAUAGAUGGAGCGACUAGCCCCACGUCCCCUUACCAAGGCAACGGGGUCAUGGCCCAACCAAAGAAGAUUAAGGGUGUCGGAUUUGGCAACAUAUUCAGAGAGGGAUCUGUAAAACUCAGAGCCUCUCAAAGAACACCACCUGAAAUGGAGGAAAAGAAAGAAAAACCAAUCCCAUCAUUACCAUCUGCCACAAAAACCACCCCUUUGAGCACUCCUGAACCCCCUAAGGGAGAAAAAGAAGCAGAGAGCAAAGGAAAAGUAAAAGAAUACUGUAAGGCCACAUUCCACUAUGAAGCAACUAACCAAGAUGAGCUGGAUUUAAAGGAGGGUGACAUCAUCCACAUACUGAGCAAGGACACAGGAGAGCCGGGCUGGUGGAGAGGAGAGAUCAACGGCAGAGAGGGAGUUUUCCCAGACAACUUUGUAGCUCCGCUUCCUGAGACAGUCAAAGAGACACUCCCAUCCAAAGGCUUCUUUAAAGCUUCUCCUAAACCGGAACCAGAGGAGAAGCCAAAGAAGCCCCCACCACCAUCUAAAACCCCAGCCCUGAAACCAGAGGCCCCCAGUGUGGACAAGAAGCACCCGCAGUCACGGCCUGAAGAUAAAGUUGUCAAGCCCUUGCCUGAGAAGCCCGCCAAACCUGCUGGCCCCAUCGUACCCCCGAAAAAACCUGUGCCUCCCAGCAAGGCACUUCUGCGUCCUUCCAUCCACACAAAACGACCGGACUUGCCUCUCAUUCCAUCACCAUCACCAGCCGCCAAGCAAGUGCAAAAUGGAGAAGUUCCCCACAUACGAACAAAGUCAGAGAGCGAACCUGUACCCAUCAAGCCAAAAUCCGUGGACAGCAGUGAGAAGAAUUCAGAAACAGUUAAUCUCAUGAGUUUUGACGAUGUCUCCUCGGACCCUGGGAAGUUGACCCACCUUACCGCACAGCGACCAAAGAUGCCUGGCAAAAGACCUCCUGGUCACAGAGGCCACUCCCCGAGCAAUGAAAUUGCUGAGAAAGCUGAGAAAAUCGAGAAAGUGGAUGAAGUUGAAACUGCAUCUUCCACGCAGAAAAAGGUACUUCAAAUAUGUAGUACACAAUUCCAGUGGUGUAUAAAGUAUCUGAAAGCCAUACUCAAUUUGUUUUACUUGCAGACGUCUGUCUCAUCACCCUUACCAUCUUCGGUGCCUAAAACAGUUUCAGCAACCCAUAUCACCCCUGAGCCCAAACCAAAACCUGACAAGGAAGAGGAGAAAGGAUCUGAACUGGAGGAAAUGAAGACUCAGAUAAAGGAGCUAGUGCUGUCUAUAGAAUUACUGAAGACACAACAGUCGAGAGAGCUAAGUGAACUCCGAAAAGAGCUGGGUGAUGAACGACUCAAAAGAUUGGCCCUGCAGAUUGAGAUAGAAAAACUGAAGAAGAUUGUACAAUCAACAUGAAAUCUGGCAUCCUGAACCGAACUGAUGGCUCCGCUGAUGCAUCGCGAGUGGAAAGCGACCUUCAGAUGAAGCGUCGGAUAUCGUUAAUGUCAUCUUUACACUCACUGACUUACUCCACAAAUUGUAAGAUUCAAAUAUUUGCACAUGAUGAGGUUUUUUUUCUAGGUUUAGAAAAGUGUAAUUAUGACAAAUGUAUAUGUUUGGUGUCCUUUUUUUUUUUUUUUUGCCAACAAAAAUGAUUUAAGCCUUACUUUACUACUGUGCUGGAUAUGCAGUCUGUGCACUUACUGAGAAGUGCAGUGGAUUAUGCAUUCAAAACUACUGAGUCUGUAUAAAUGUUGGAUUAUGUUAUUUCUUUGCUUUUUUAUGACAUGGGUUAGUUUUAAAAAAAAAAAACUAUUAUGAUCUCAGCAAUAUUCUGUCUAUAUUAGCCUCUUCAGAUGAUUAUCAAAUGUAUGGCAUACUCUUGUUUCCAUAGGGAUGAUGUAUUCUGUUUGUUUGUUUGUUUGUUUGUUUGUUUGUUCAAAAGGGAGAACGUUUGUUUUUGUUUUUCUCUAACAUUCCUAUCCAGGGUAACACUAUUGUGCCUGUUAAGAUUUUUACAAGUGUUAAUACUGGGAGCUCUCUAUAAAUAUAAAUAAAUAUAUACAUAAAAACAUACACACAUACACACACAUAUAUAUAAUAUAUGUUUGUGUGUUUAUGUGUGUAUAUACUUAGAUCUACAGCAUGAUAUAUUUUUAUGGUCUAUUGAUUGUGACAAAGAAAAUGUACUGGGUUUUUGUAUCUGUGUCUGGUUUAAAACAUUCAGACUUCA
Molecule: messenger RNA, 3104 nt
Organism: Carassius carassius (crucian carp)
Lineage: Eukaryota; Metazoa; Chordata; Actinopteri; Cypriniformes; Cyprinidae
Product: CD2-associated protein-like
Exons: 19
Coding region: 275-2287 (670 amino acids)
Molecular function (GO): protein binding
Source: RefSeq, a predicted model, not a curated record